This is a messenger RNA of Penicillium manginii, 1062 nucleotides long. RefSeq names its product vacuolar protein sorting-associated protein 26. The coding region runs from base 1 to 1062 and encodes 353 amino acids. Gene Ontology annotation, biological process: intracellular protein transport; retrograde transport, endosome to Golgi. Lineage: Eukaryota; Fungi; Ascomycota; Eurotiomycetes; Eurotiales; Aspergillaceae. Gene Ontology annotation, cellular component: endosome; retromer complex. The record is from RefSeq and is a predicted model, not a curated record. The transcript is spliced from 5 exons.
AUGGCUUCGCUAUUCUUUUCUACCCCUGUCGACAUCGACGUCGUCCUGGACGACCUCGAUGAUCGCCAGACUGUCGAUGUCAAGCUCGAUAAGGCCCGCCGUGAGCGGGUCCCCUUGUACAUGGACGGAGAGUCCGUAAAGGGUGCGGUGACGAUCCGGCCAAAGGACGGAAAGCGAUUGGAACACACUGGAAUCAAAGUGCAAUUCAUUGGAACUAUUGAAAUGUUUUACGAUCGAGGCAACCACUACGAAUUCCUGUCACUUGUCCAAGAACUCGCCGCACCCGGGGAGCUGCUGCACCCUCAAACCUUCCCAUUCAACUUCAAGAACGUCGAGAAGCAAUACGAAUCCUAUAAUGGCAUCAAUGUGAAACUGCGCUAUUUCGUGCGCGUGACGGUCUCGCGGCGCAUGGCCGACGUCAUCCGCGAAAAGGACCUCUGGGUGUAUUCGUACCGCAUGCCCCCCGAGACCAACAGCCCUAUCAAGAUGGACGUCGGAAUUGAAGACUGCCUGCAUAUUGAGUUCGAGUACUCCAAAUCCAAGUAUCACCUUAAGGACGUGAUUGUCGGUCGGAUCUAUUUCCUGCUCGUGCGACUGAAGAUUAAACAUAUGGAAUUGUCCAUCAUUCGACGGGAAACCACCGGAUCUCCCCCCCAAUCAAUAAUGGAUGGCUCACCUUCUCGCGGUGAAACCAUCCCAAUCCGUCUGUUCCUCGGUGGCUUUGACCUGACGCCAACCUUCCGCGAUGUCAACAAGAAGUACUCGACACGAUACUAUCUCAGCCUGGUGCUGAUUGAUGAAGAUGCUCGUCGUUACUUUAAGCAGUCUGAGAUUGCCCUCUUCCGUCAAGCGCCCGAGAUUGCCGCCACUCCCCAGAUCGCCCAGCAGCAGCAAAUCCAACAGCAAGUUCUCCUCCAGCAACAGCAGCAGGUUCUGCCCCCAGGAUCUGCUACCGCCGGCCCUGGUCGUGAGGUGACACGGUCGGUUCAGCCGGUCCAGCCAGUCCAGCCAGUCCAACCAGCGGAACAGGCACAGCAGCCCGUUUCGACACCUGCGGCAUAA